Messenger RNA from Arctia plantaginis, 549 nucleotides. The record is from the annotation of a GenBank genome assembly. Lineage: Eukaryota; Metazoa; Arthropoda; Insecta; Lepidoptera; Erebidae.
AUGUCUCUUACCUUCUCACUUAACGGAACCGAGUCUACAUUAAGUGUGAAUUUUCUGCCUCCCAUAGAAUUGGGUGAGGGUGAAUUUGAAUGCGCGCUAAUUUACUUGAAAACAUUCAACUCGAUACCCAAUGUGGAUGAGAGUAAUAAUCUGUUUCAUUAUGGUGCAGACAACGUCAUCACGAUUCCUGAGGGCUCUUAUGAACUGGACGAUAUCAUUCAAUAUCUGGAGCGUGAACUUUUGCGAGAAGCCAAGGAUGAUCCCUUUAAAUUAAUCGAUAUAGAAGCCAACACGAAUACAAUGAAAUGCUCAUUUCACUCUCCAUAUUAUGAUAUACAUUUCGAGCGAGAGAACAGUAUUGGAAGAAUUUUUCGUUUUCCACAAAAAUUGUUUCCAAAAAAUCAACUACAUGAAUCAGAUCAAGCGAUAAACAUCCUAAUCACCAAUUCUAUAAGAGUAGAGUGUAAUAUUAUUCAAGGUUCAUUCAUCAAUAACGAAUCAUCACAUGUGCUUUACGAAUUCUCACCAUCAGUGCCACCCGGAUAUUAA